AUGUAUGCGAAAGACGAUGCAGCGUACUGCCACACCGAGAACAUAGUUUCGAGCAAGCGGCGGAAGCAUUAUCAGAUCCCGGUUCGCUCACAGUACGCACCUCCCAGCUUUGACUUCACUGCACGGGCCUUCCCUAACUCUGCAAUCUCCAGGCAUUGGCAACUUCGAUCUCUCAUUUCCGCCGAAAAACGUCACCUGAUAUAUUUCCCUGGCGGCAAUGGCAGCAAUCAUAUCCAGAGGCUGAAUACCUCGACACACGAAUGUGAAACAAUCAAGCUACUCACAUUUGCACCUCGGUGUCUGGUGGCGGAAAACGGCUGGCUAUGUUGCGGAAGCGAGAGUGGCGACUUUGUCGCGGUUCGUCUCGACGAAGCCAACGACGGCAUCAAUCUCAACGCGCCAUUGAAUUUAGAUCCCGACGCUCGUCCACCACUGCACCAGCAGACUCGUGAGGAAUCAUUACUUGCACUGAUAACGCAGGCGCGAAGAUCAAAUAAAAGCCUGAUCGCGAAAAGCGUCAAAAUAGCAAAUGACCGGGUAAACUGCAUCACUUUGUGGUUUCCAGGCGCUCUCGCUCCUCCCGUUCGAGAAGCCUACACAGAACCCGUUGCUAUCCUAGCCAACAAUGACUGUACCGUCACCGUCAUCAGUCUGGACGACUUUGAUAAGAGCGACAAGAUUGUCCCGCUCGACAUCGUUACCUACCCCGAUUAUGUCAACCGUGCAACCAUUUCCCCUGACGGACGCAUCAUGGCCGCAAUCCUAGAUGACCCUUAUCUCUACAUUCAUGUUCGUUCCGAAAAGUCUUGCGAGUCAGAAUGUUUGCCACAGCAUACCUGGGAACUUCGCCAACGGCUCAUGCUCAAAAGCCAAAAGAAGGGCGACAGGGCAGACAGUCGUGGGAGUUUUGCCGCUUGCUUCUCAAACUCCGGGUCCUAUCUUGCCGUCGGCACGCAGCACGGAGUCAUAUCUAUUUACGAUGCCGAACUGUUGUUGGACACUGACACAGAUCCUCUUCUUACAACCUUUGAAUCGUCGCGACCCCGAAGCGGCCCAGGUGCAAUCCGCGACAUGGCUUUUUGCCCGGGCCCAUCCGAUAUUUUAGCUUGGACAGAGGACCGUGGUCACAUUGGUAUUGCUGAUGUGCGUGCAGACUUCAUCGUGCGCCAGAUAGUAGACAUCAGUGCCGAGCCCGAUUUCGAGCAUAUCAGCAUCUUUGACCGCAACACCAUCGACCCUAGGCUGCUAGACGGUCAAAAUACUCCCAGAAGAGAAGGCAACCAACUAGUUCGGGUUGGUCUGUCCGCCACUAGGCGUCAGGGAGAUGGCCGUAUUGAUACUUUGAAUCAGCCCCUUACACCGAGUGAGACGAUAGUGCUGGAGGCUAUACAAGGGGACCGUCGCCGGCGAGACAGACUCACGCAGCGGACCGACGGCGGAGAUACCACCACGUUCGAUUCUUCUUGGUCUUAUCUGACAAGUUUACGUUCAUCAAGCACCGAAGAAGAGGUUGCGCGGCCGCUUCAGCGCCAGCGCAGUAGUAGUGUCACUCGUGGCAGCUCCGAAACCUUCAACUCGUACCGCGACCAGAGAGAACGAGACAGACUCGCUGAACGCGUGCGAGAAUUUCGGCAGCUUGGGAGAGAGAGAGAACCGAUCGACAGACUUUCUGGGCGUCGAGACCAAAGAUGGAUCGACAGGCUGGGCGAGACUGUCGCUGCUAUGCGGGAGCAGCGUGAGCGUGAUGGCGAUCGACCUGAUGCAUCAUAUCUCAACGUUCUUGAUAUCCUACAGGCAAGGGAAAGAAGUGGAUUACCUGCAGGAACCACAUCAACUACCACGACCGCGAGAGGGUCGGCGAUAGGAACUGGAACCGGUUCUGGCUUGCGGCCUGCGACUACGGCAGCGAGCACUCUGGCCAACGAUCCAGAACGCGAUGACUCAUCUCUGCUAGUACCUCUGGUCAACCAAGUCGUCAAUAGGUGGGAGGAAAGCGCGAUUAGAGGAACACUCGUGACGGAGCACACGGGCCUAUUCGAAGUACCACCCUCGCCAGACAAUACUGCUGGACUGGCUUGGAGCGACGAUGGCCGUACCUUAUUCGUUGGAGCUCAGAAUGGCAUUUAUGAGUUUCAUAUCAACACUUGGAGCCGGCUCUACUUUCCCAGCAUGCAGAUGCGCUAA
Molecule: messenger RNA, 2184 nt
Organism: Beauveria bassiana ARSEF 2860
Lineage: Eukaryota; Fungi; Ascomycota; Sordariomycetes; Hypocreales; Cordycipitaceae
Product: WD domain containing protein
Exons: 3
Coding region: 1-2184 (727 amino acids)
Molecular function (GO): protein binding
Source: RefSeq, a predicted model, not a curated record